AUGACGCUCUACUACACGCUUGUGUUCGCCCUUCUCAUGUUUGAGAUGGCGCUCUUCAUGUUCCUCAUCGUCCCGCUGCCUCACAACGCCCGCCGCACCAUCCUUACCUUCAUCUCCGAGAACAAGACCGUCGGCCAGAUUCAGCAUGGCCUCAAGAUUACCUUCAUCUUCAUCCUCGUCCUCUUCAUCGACUCCGUGAACCGCGUCUACCGUGUCCAGAUGGAGCUCUCCGACACCAUGGAAAAGGCUGCCCGCAGCGGCGGAACCGUCGUCCUCGGCCACGAGCGCACCGAAGUCCAGGCCCGCAAGUUUUACGCCCAGCGCAACAUGUACCUCUGCGGCUUCACCCUCUUCCUCUCCCUGAUCCUCAACCGCACCUAUGCCAUGAUCAAGGAUAUCGUCCGCCUCGAGGAGCGGCUGCGCGCCUACGACGGCGACAAGAGCUCGUCUGCCAAGGCCUCCUCGACUGAGGUCGCCGCUCUCAAGAAGCAGCUUGAACUCAAGGAGCAGGACCUUCAGACCCUGAAGAAGCAGAGCGAGCAGCUGCAUAAGAGCUACAAUGACCUCAGUGAUCAGUAUGACGCCAACCAGGUCAAGGAGAGCAAGAAGGAGAAAUAG
Messenger RNA from Cordyceps fumosorosea ARSEF 2679, 618 nucleotides. RefSeq names its product B-cell receptor-associated 31-like protein. The record is from RefSeq and is a predicted model, not a curated record. NCBI's taxonomy places the organism in Eukaryota, Fungi, Ascomycota, Sordariomycetes, Hypocreales, Cordycipitaceae. The transcript has 4 exons. Bases 1 to 618 code for a protein of 205 amino acids. Gene Ontology annotation, cellular component: endoplasmic reticulum; endoplasmic reticulum membrane. Gene Ontology annotation, biological process: endoplasmic reticulum to Golgi vesicle-mediated transport; intracellular protein transport.